AUGGCUGAGAAUCUCCCACCAAUGGAAUACCGCCACCUGGGUAACAGUGGCUUGCUGGUUUCGGUGAUAUCUCUCGGAGGAUGGCUUACUUAUGGUGGACAUGUUGAAGAUGAGAAAACGUUCUCCUGUAUGAAAGCCGCGUACGAUGCCGGUAUCAAUUUCUUCGAUACAGCGGAGGGAUAUGCCGGUGGACAGUCGGAGGUCGUGAUGGGUAAGGCAAUUAAGAAAUUCGGAUGGAAGCAACAGGAUCUUGUUAUUUCCACCAAGAUUUAUUUCGGACAAGCCAAUGGCAAAGACCCAGAGAAUGCUCUCAAUAACAGGGGUCUGUCACGCAAACACAUCAUCGAGGGAUUAGAUCUCUCGCUCAAGCGUCUUGACUUGCCUUAUGUGGAUAUUGUCUACGCCCACCGGCCUGACAGGACUACCCCCAUGCACGAAAUCGUGCGGGGCUUCAACCACGUCAUUGACCAAGGCAAGGCAAUCUACUGGGGCACAUCCGAAUGGAGCGCGUCCGAGAUCGCCGACGCCUGGCGCUGGGCUGACAAGUUGGGACUAAUCGGCCCUGUGGUCGAACAGCCACAGUACAACCUGUUGGUUCGCGAGCGCGUGGAGAAAGAAUACCGCUGGCUCUACGCUGAGCAUGGCACUGGUCUGACCGUGUUUUCGCCUCUUAAAGGCGGUGUCUUGACAGGGAAAUACAACGAUGUCGAAGCGCCGCCAGCAGGUUCCCGGCUGAAGGAAGGGGACGGUAAAUUGGCAUAUGUUACCCAACUAUCAAAGACAUGGGGCGACGAGUCGUGGAAGAAGAAUCUGGCUGUCGUAGCAAGCCUAAAGCCCAUCGCGGAAGAGCUCAAUGCCACUGUGGCUCAAUUGGCGCUUGCUUGGGCACUCAAGAACCCGAACGUCUCUUCGUUGAUUACUGGGGCGUCGAGACCGGAGCAAGUCUACGAGAAUGUCAAGGCGAUUGAGGUCGUGAAGAAGCUGACGCCGGAGAUUAUGGAGAAGAUUGAAAAGGCUGCGCAGACCGCACCGGCGGUAGAGCCGCUACGUGCUUAG
Talaromyces atroroseus is the source of this 1056-nucleotide messenger RNA. RefSeq names its product putative voltage-gated potassium channel subunit beta. The transcript has 3 exons. The record is from RefSeq and is a predicted model, not a curated record. The coding region runs from base 1 to 1056 and encodes 351 amino acids. NCBI's taxonomy places the organism in Eukaryota, Fungi, Ascomycota, Eurotiomycetes, Eurotiales, Trichocomaceae.